GGAGUGCUGCUCGCCUGCCGUAACCUGGCUGCAGGGAAAAUACACGCGGUGCUUUGCCUUUGUUUGCUGCGAUUUGUAAGUAAGUGUCAAGGAAAUGAGGAUUUGGCUGUAAGGAUGUUUUCAAGGCCACGUAUGUAUUUUUUUUUUCUAAGGAGGAUCGUGGAAGACAAGCUGACAAUUUAAUGGUGCAUGAUGCACUAAUAAAAAUGUCUGUGUGGUUGCCUUUAAUCCUUUAAAGGAGAGAAAAGCAACACAGCAGUUAUCAGCAUUCAAAAGGCAAGAUGCGGGCUGAAAUGUAUGCAAAGCCUUGGAGAGGGACCGGAGAAAUGUACCCACUAUGUUGCAGAAAGCUUCUGACAGGCACAUCACAUCUCUGAAAUGAUUCUGCAUGUCAAGAGCUGAGCCUGGAAAUUCGUCAGCAGGGCUGUCUUAAGAGCAGGCAGGACUGAGAAAUCGGAGAGGGAAAUCUCGUCGGGUCACCCACCAAUGUAUUAUUGAAGCUGAAACACCCGAGCCGCGUUAGAAUUCGGAGACCUCCCUUUGCUUAAGGUAUGGUGUGAAUAUGCGUUGCUUGGCAGCUCGGGUCAACUACAAGACUCUGAUCAUCAUCUGCGCCCUCUUCACGCUGGUGACGGUGCUGCUGUGGAACAGAUGCUCCUCGGACCGGGCCGGCCCGUUCCCCCGCAGCCCCGGCAGCCUCGAGCGCCGCGGGGCCGCCGCCAGCAAGGGGCCCGCACGCGACGCGGCCCGGCAGAGCGAGGAGGCUUCGCCCCAGGAGCAGCAGAAGGCUCCCCCCGUCGUGGGAGGCUUCAACAAAGCCCCGGGGCCGAAGUAUGAGGAGAUUGACUGUCUGAUCAACGACGAGCACACCAUCAAAGGGAGGAGGGAAGGCAGCGAGGUCUUCCUGCCGUUCAGCUGGGUAGAGAAAUACUUUGAGGUUUAUGGGAAAAUUGCUCAGUACGAUGGUUAUGACAGGUUUGAAUUCUCUCAUAGCUACUCCAAAGUAUACACACAAAGAGCACCUUACCACCCGGACGGGGUCUUUAUGUCCUUCGAGGGCUACAACGUAGAGGUUCGAGACAGAGUGAAGUGCAUAAGUGGUGUUGAAGGUGUGCCCUUAUCCACGCAGUGGGGACCUCAAGGCUAUUUCUACCCCAUCCAGAUUGCACAGUAUGGGUUAAGCCACUACAGCAAGAACCUGACGGAGAAGCCACCUCACAUCGAGGUGUACGAAACAGCUGAAGACAAGGACAGAGCCGGCAGGUCCGCGGAGUGGACGGUACCGAAGGGCUGUUCUCUUUCCACGGUGCCCGACAAAGCCAAGUUCACAAGCGUCAAACAGUUUGUUGCUCCAGAAAAUACCGAGGGGGUGUCUCUGCAGCUUGGGAACAGCAGAGAUUUUAUCAUCUCUUUUGAUCUCAAAUUCAUAACGAACGGGAGCAUUUCCGUGGUUCUGGAGACGACAGAGAAGAACCAGCUCUUCACCGUGCACUACGUCUCCAACACACAGCUCAUCGCUUUCAAGGACCGGGACAUCUACUACGGCAUCGGGCCCCGGACCAGCUGGAGCACCGUCACCAGAGACCUGGUGACCGACCUGCGGAAGGGAGUGGGCCUCUCCAACACCAAGGCCGUGAAGCAGACCAAAAUCAUGCCUAAGAAGGUGGUCAGGCUGGUAGCAAAGGGAAGGGGCUUCCUCGACAACGUCACCAUAUCGGCCACGGCUCACAUGGCAGCUUUUUUCGCUGCGAGCAGCUGGCUGGUGAGGAACCAGGACGAGCGGGGCGGCUGGCCCAUCAUGGUGACGCGGAAGCUGGGGGAAGGCUUUAAGUCCCUGGACCCGGGCUGGUACUCGGCCAUGGCCCAGGGCCAGGCCAUCUCCACGCUGGUCCGGGCCUACCUGCUGACCAAGGACCACACGUUCCUCAGCUCGGCCCUGCGGGCCACGGCGCCUUACAAGCUGCCGUCGGAGCAGCACGGGGUGAAAGCCGUGUUCAUGAACAGGCACGACUGGUACGAGGAGUACCCCACCUCGCCCAGCUCCUUCGUGCUCAACGGGUUCAUGUACUCACUGAUCGGGCUCUAUGACUUGAAGGAAACGGCCGGGGAGAAGCUGGGGAAGGAGGCGCGGGUGCUCUACGAGCGGGGCAUGGAGUCCCUGAAGGCCAUGCUGCCCCUCUACGACACCGGCUCAGGGACCAUCUACGACCUCCGGCAUUUCAUGCUCGGCACCGCUCCCAACCUGGCCCGCUGGGACUAUCACACCACCCACAUCAACCAGCUCCAGCUGCUCAGCACCAUCGACGAGGCCCCGAUUUUCAAAGAGUUCGUCAAGCGGUGGAAGAGCUACCUACGGGGCGGCAGGGCAAAGCACAACUAGAGCUGACAACCAAAACCCCCGUGCCUGCUGUCGGCGGGAAGGGUUGGCUCCUCGGAGCUCGGCGGAGGUACAUUUCAAAAGGUUGCAUACUACAUUUUUACAGACCGUUUCAAAGAAGUGAUCCUUAGAACUGAUCUCCUGAAAUAAUUGCAUUCCAGUGUGAAACUACUUGGGUCUGAUGGGUAGGAUUCGGGAACUCCAGCUCGCUCACCUGUCCUUAGCGCUCCACCGUGAAGUUAGCCGCACGAAGCAGAACCCGUUUGUGCUCCUGAGCUGGGGGACGUCUUUGUUUUUCCGUUUUGCAGGAAAAUAUUUACAGAAGCCAUACAGGUCUCUAAAGUCCAGCACUUGCCUGAAAAGUUAGUAUGUGGCCUCUUUAAAAAUGGAGUUCUGUGUGUGUAUGUUGGGACAGCGUAACGGAUCGCGUGGUGUAAUGCAGCAAACGUGCAUUUCCUUGUCGCCUGGGUAGUGGACAGUGUAGCUUUUUCAAGGUGUUUCUUUUAUAUGGAUUCUUUUCUUGGGGUGAAAAACACACCGUUUUUUUAAUUCCCUAUACGGAGAUCCUUUAUCUGUAUGGUUUCUUUAAAGAUGUGCGGACAGAAAACCCACAGACGGCGUUCAGGCUUCAAAGUCACGUUAAGCACAAUUCGGUGGGGCACGUGGGCUGCGGAAAGCCUGCAGCCAUGGCACCCCCUUUUUAUGAAGCCAAAUUUCCAAGGUUUGCUGGUGUCGCGUCCUCCCUGGUAGCUGGAAUCUCGUGUCGUGGAGCCCAGUGUUUUGUACUGUAUUUUUUAAUUCCAUCCGAGAGGUUUCUGUAAACAUUGGCAACUUCAUUCGCUGGGAGACCUGUAGUAAAUCCCUGAGCGUGACGUGGAGCUCACUUUGAGUAGCGCACAGGAAAAUUUGAGAUCGUUAACGUUGUCCUAGGGUGAUUUUCAUUUUUAACCUGCUUAAGUAUAUCCAGCACCUGAAAAAUUUAAAUUACCCGUUAGGGCUUCCCAGCUCCGUCUGUGCUUUGACAUCAAGUUCUGCCUCUGCCGGCCGUCUCGCUCGUAACGUCAGGGGUCGUCACGUCCCCAGCCCUGCUUUACUCGGUGCGCUUUGUCGUCGUGGCUCUGCCGAGCGAGCAAGGGGACCUGUGCAAUAACCAAACGCGUCAGAACCCAAACGCUUUUACUUUACUGUCGUCAUGCAGGAGAAACCAGGCGGUUUCUGCCUCGUAUUUACAAAUCCUUUACACCCACCACGGGUCUGCCUUCUCAGCGUGGAGGUUCCUGGUUGAUCCAGAAGAGUAAAACCAACCGAUUGCAUCACCGGCUCGGUAUUGUUUAGUUUGGUAGCGUAGCAAAUAUCAGGUCAUCAGCUCUGUUCAGGCAUGCUGCUGUUUGCUUUCCGAGUCCCGGGCUCGAAAGCUCCCCACAUGCUCCAGCGUGGUAAGGACAUGUACUAGCUUUGGGGUUUUUCCACGGAUCCCAUUACAUGUCGUCUGCGUAGGCGGGGGUUGAGCUUAAGAUGUUUGUAUGGAGAACAAAGCUGAUUCAAAUCACAGAAGCGCUGGGCACAAGGACAAUGUGCAUCUUGAUUUUUGGUUUGCUUUCUUUCCUUUAUAAUGCUUUUUUUUUCUAUUUCUUGCAGAUGUUUGAAGCAACUUUAUAAUUACUUGAUCUCUGCAAACGCAUGCUAUAUGAUCAUAUCAAUUAAUGUGAAAAGUGGAUGUCACAGGAGAAAUUUCAAUACCAAAGUUAGCAGAGGUGAAUUUUUAUUAUUAUUAUUAUUUUUUCCUUACAUGUGCGCGCACACACCGAAAACAGCCCAGAAAAACGUGCUUCCUUUCCAAACGACUGGUCCUCACUGCAAACAGAAACAUCUUUCUCCUGCGUGUUUCCUCCGUCUUUGCCCAUUUUGGAUUUGGGGAAUCUAGAGAGACUCUUCGGGUACUGCUCAAGAGGCAGUGCCGGUGCCUUACUGAGGCCACAGUUCCCUUUUUUUUUUGUUUCUUUGUUUUUCUUUCCCCUUUUUAAUGCCACUUUAAGAGUGCAGUGAUGCUUCAUGGGAAUCAGCCCAGCAGGUAGAGGAGCUCAGAAGCGAUGGCCGGCGAUGCCAGCGCAGUCGGUCGCGUCAGACCCCCGUACCCUUCUACCCCCCCUGCCUUGCUGUUGGCCUUUGCACAUGUACAAAUGGAACCACCCGCAUCGGAGGCUGUAGCAGUGACGAGAAUUAGCGCGGGGGCUUCUCCUUUUUGUUUGCUUGCUUGGGUUUUAUUUUGAGUAGAGUUACGCAGUGGGAGAGGAUUAUCGGACGUCGGUGCCCAUCAUGUCAUGGAAGUCACUUACAGUUUUAUUCCUGUGCUUUUUCAGUCUUGAAGCUGACAAAGGUCUUAGGGCCUAAGAUCUGUUUAACCUUUCCGUGAGGCUUACUGUACAUAGACUUCAUUGGAGACGUAGUGCGCAUGGGUAUAUGCAAACCAGUGACACAAGCACAACUGUACAAGUGUGGCAGUGCUCUUUUUCUCAGCCAUUGUGCAAGACAUUCACUGAAAGCUGCUAUUUUCAUUCACCUUGUAAUUGUACUUUAUUUUUUCUACAUUUUUACAUGUGGGAUAUACACCAUGUGUUAAAUAUGCAAUAAAUUGUUUACAGGAUGCUCUUGUAAAGGGUAGUCCUUUGUAAAGCUGUACAGACUUUGCAGUUUAAGCACAAUGUGCACAUGUUAGUUUUAUAUACGGCCAGACGAGACUUUUUGCAGAAGGAAAGGUUCUACUAUGUUUAUAUUCAAAGCAAAUGGAUCAACGUUUGUGCUUAAUGUAAAGCUGCUUUCUAAGAUUGUAAAAUAAAUUUUUUAUCAUAAGACAAA
Molecule: messenger RNA, 5233 nt
Organism: Oxyura jamaicensis (ruddy duck)
Lineage: Eukaryota; Metazoa; Chordata; Aves; Anseriformes; Anatidae
Gene: GLCE
Product: glucuronic acid epimerase
Exons: 6
Coding region: 563-2380 (605 amino acids)
Biological process (GO): heparan sulfate proteoglycan biosynthetic process
Cellular component (GO): Golgi apparatus
Molecular function (GO): heparosan-N-sulfate-glucuronate 5-epimerase activity
Source: RefSeq, a predicted model, not a curated record